Messenger RNA from Spizellomyces punctatus DAOM BR117, 1698 nucleotides. RefSeq lists its product as uncharacterized. Bases 62 to 1495 code for a protein of 477 amino acids. NCBI's taxonomy places the organism in Eukaryota, Fungi, Chytridiomycota, Chytridiomycetes, Spizellomycetales, Spizellomycetaceae. The record is from RefSeq and is a predicted model, not a curated record. The transcript is spliced from 2 exons. Gene Ontology annotation, molecular function: glycosyltransferase activity.
CGCAAGCGCUGAAUGGCGACUAUGGAUGAUCGUCAACCCUCCCGGACGCAAAAUAGAGUAGAUGAAAACAAAGAAGGUCAUCAUUCUGCAGGUGCUGCUCGUCACGAUUUUUGUUGGCACCUACAUUGCAGGCUCUAGAACAACAACAAGUACAUUAACUGUGUUGCGCGUGCCGCGCUCGGUUGAAGUUGAAUCGCGACAAGACAGCGUGCCACAAAGCAAGCCAAGGAUUCUUAAUAAUGCUACUAAUGGCCAGGAAUCUAAAAAGUGGGCACCAUAUGUAUAUUCAAGCUGCGAUUCAACAUGGAUGCCCGCGCAUUUUGCGCCGUGUAUCAAGGAGAGAAUGAACCAGGGAUCCUCAUGCAGCCUUAAUCCGACGGCACCGUGCAUCGCGGAAGCUGAAGAGCUUAUUUUUCCAGAUUUUGAGAUCCGCGAACCCGGCUUCCACAAUGCCACAUACCGUAACUACUGGGUGUCAUCAGUCACGGACCCUCGUAGAGACUUUCAUGGCCGGAUGCACUGGGUUCACAAUGGCUGGGCGCGAUAUUCCGGGCAGUUUGGGCAGAAUUUCAUUUUGACAAACGCUGGUUACGAAGCGACUCCAUUGGCAGAUUCAUGGUCAGCAGGCGCAUGCAUGGCAUGGGACACGGAUUUUUCAGCGAUGCUUCGUCCAGUUGCCAAUGGAGCAGCCAAGAAGGUCCGCAAGGCGUUGUUCGCAGCAUCCCCCGACUCGUGGAGCUUUCAGCAUUUUCUAGAUCGUACCACCCACCUUGCCAUUCAAGCGGGCGAGCACAUAGAUACAGAUACCUACGUUGUGUCCGGGGCUAAGCAGCGACAAGAACCAGUAAAGGAGAUGUGGAACCUAGCAUUUGGUGUUAAAGCAGACCACCUAGUCUCCUCACCAAUAACUGCCGAAACGCUUAUCUUUCCAUGCCGGAGCGUUUUGAUACACCCUUACUUCCAGAUCCGAUUUGCAGAACUCAUGGGUGUAGCUCGCACCCGUCCAAUGUCCGAACGGAAGGUUGUACUUUACCUCUCCCGAAAUCAGGAUAAUACGCUUAACGGAGGUCGACGAAUUGUAAACGAGGAUGCCCUUCUGAGCGCCGUAACGAAGCUGGUGGAGGAGCGACAGCAGGGAGAGGAACUCGUCAUUUACGAUCACCGCAAAUUUUCGACGAUGCAGGAGGUGGUCUCGUUUUGGUCAUCUGUUCGAGCAGUUUUCGGGCCUCAUGGGAGCGCAUUCCAUAACCAUUGGUUUGCGCCCAAGAAUACGAUGCUCAUAGAAUUUGUUCCUCGAGAUCGAUUCCAAAUCUUGUGGUGGGAGCAGUCAGCAUUACUGGGGCAGACCUACUGGCCGUUUGCUUUGGCAUCAGAGAAUGCUCAGCAUGAUAUGAAAGUACCGGUGGACGCCGUCGUUUCUAUUUUACGAGAGAAUCUUGGGAAAAUUCCGGAGCCUGUGCUUAGAAAGUAUUACCCUUGGGACACUGGAUACUAGAUACCCCGCACUUUAUGCUCUACCAUGUUUCAUUUCCACUUUAUCGUUUGACAUUUUCACCGUCAGCAGCCUCUGAAGGAAUAAUUUAAGAUAUCGGAGAAUAUAUCUUUCGAGCCGACUAUAUAAGAAACGGGGGUAUUGUAAGCAAUAGAGUAGCCUUGAUGCUACAAUAUAGAUUUUUUUCAAUUUGAACAUAAUUCCUU